CAAAUUUCUUUUAACACAGUUUCAACAUGGCAGCCCUCAGAAGAUAUACCUCAUGUUUGAGAUAUGUUUCUUAUAUUUCUCUAUUAUCGGCGAAGACACAUUGUCAAAAUGCUGCUAGACAAUUUCCAAGAACAUGUUCCAAGCAUGGCGGUAUGCUUACAUUAGUUCGUAAAUAUUCGGAAAAUGUAGCAACAAACAGUGCAAACAGCUCUUUGGAAUCUGUGCUUGUAUCAGGCUCUCUCGAUGAAGUAAUGAAAAUGGUAAAUUCUGAAACAGAUAUGAUUAUAAACAAUCAUGACAAGUGUACUGUGACCAGAGAAGAAGUUGAAAAAGCUCUUAAUGGGGUAGACGUGGAGGAGAUAUGUUAUAUUGAAACCCCUCACUGCUAUACAAGGAGCUGUUUUUAUAUAAGAUGCAAGAAUGAGAACAGUCUGGCAGAAGCUGUGAAUUUAGCAAGGACACAAUUACCAGGAAGGGCAGAUAUACAUUCAAUAAAAGAAAGCCUAAUGAAAUUUGUACCAAAUAUGGCAAGGGCAAGAAGUUUAUCAUUACAGAUUGAUAAUUUUAAAUAUGAAGCCAGUAAAGAAGAUAUACUAAAAUGGUUGUCUCCGGUUGAAGUAAAGGACCUAUUUUUCAUAAAGCGAGGAAAAGCUUGUAUUGAAUUCAAAAAUGAGAAAGACAGGGAUGAAGUGUUUCUAUCAAAGAAUAAUACAGAUUGGAAUGGGAGAGUCGUAUAUAUUUCUGGCUACAUAAGGAGAGAUGUUUUUAUUGACAUCAAAACUAAAUAUGGUAAAGAAACAUGAAGUGACCUUUAUUUUAUGAAAUGUUUUCAGGACACUGUUAUCAUGCCCAUUUAAAAGAAAAGGGAAAUAUUGUUUCAGAUGUUCAGUUACUAAACCACUUUGUGAACUUUUUGUUUCAUAUGUCAGUGAAUUAUCUAAUUCUUUGAGAAAUAGACCUUGAUUUAUUUAUGGUGCAAUUGUUAGUAUGUGCCUGUAUAUCAAGAUCAAAGUCACAGUGACCAUUUCUGCCAAUUACUCUAAUUGAUUAUAUGUGUAUCAAUGACAUCCAAAUGAAUUAAUGAUGGUUAGUUUGUAUAUCUACAACAUGUGUAUUGUAAUAUCUGGUCUAACGUAUUGUGUAUUUAUAAGAUAUUAUGACAUUUUAAAGUGGAAUUGACAUUUCAUACAAAUUUUUAUUAGAGCUAUUGACAUGUACUGAAAGUAUACGAUAGGUUAAUUGUCAAAAUAUCACAUAAUGAAGGGAUUUUUCUGUCAUCGGUUGAGAAAAGAUUUUUAGAGAGAUACUAACUGUAAAUAAGUUUAAAAAUAUUUUAUCCAGUGUUUUAAUGUUGGGGGACAGGGGACAUGGGGUGGGGGGGGAGAGAAAAAAUAGUGAUGCUCAUCAACAUGUACCAUUACAUUAUCAUUUUCUCUGUUUUUCAAAAUGGUUACUUAUUCAUACUACAGGUUAAAGAGAAUGGCAAGGGGGCAGAUUUAACAUUUAUAAAAUUAAUGUGAUAUUUUCAGGAGCAUUUUAAGUGAUCAACCUCCGCAUUAUUGCAUGUAUAAGUAGAUUGUUUUCGCCUGGCUUUAAUAACAAGGUAAAUGGCUUAGAUCAAGAGAUGAGUUAUUCAUACUUUGCUUACCAAGUAAGAAGUUAGUUUUCAUUCAGAUGAGCAGUAUACUGGCAUUGACUUUCUUGAAAUUUCCUAAUUAUAGUCAUAAAGGGUUAAAGGCACUUUAUGUCUCAGAUAUUAAUAAAUUUUACUUCUUCAGAAAGGGCAAGUAGGAGUUUUAUAAGGUUUAAUUAAUAAUUUUAGAGUAUUUUAGAUGCUUGUUACCUGAAGAAAAUUGAGCUAAUGUGAAAUUAUUUGUCAUAUAAGUAUUAAAAUAUAAACAAAGUAGUAUUUUGAUUCGAUAUAAAAUACUUAAUUAGUAUAACUGUACUAAUUGCCAAAAAAGAAAAGAAAAAGAUGCUAAAGUUUUUUUUUGAAAAUAUCUGGGGAUAAUGGGCCUUUAACCCUUCCCCCUAUGAGCAUAUUGUGAAAAAUGGCCGUUUUCACUGAAAAGCCUCCUGUUACAAGUUCAAACUGCUAUGAAACUAUGAAAAAUGCUUCAAUACUAAUCAAACUUGGCACAAAUGUUGACUGGACCAUUGCCUUUGUAACGACAUGCUCAGUCUCAAAUUUCCUGUUACCAUGGCAACGAGGGGACAUCUCAAAAUUGCCAAAAAUCACUAUUUUGCCUCGAUUUUUUCCAUCAAAAUUUAUUUCAAAGGGCUGCAACUUCUCAAGGGAUUGAGAUAGAGUCAAAGGCUUUUCAGCGUUGGUUAAACGUUACAUUAUGAUCGACCUGGGGUCAUUUUUAGCCUCUCACAAGUCCAAAAAUUUUCUUGGCGAUGAGAGGGACUCCGCCCCCCUUCAAACCCCCCUAACAGAAGGGGGCACAUCCCCCUUCUGGCAACCCCCUGAUGUAUCUUUUGGAUGGGGGGCGGCGCCGAAAAAGUGCUCAAUUUUUUUGGCAACAUUUCUCAAACGAAAACUUAUGUUUGGGGCCCAAAUAGGACAUUUUUUCACUAUUUGAGGCCCAAAAAAAUGGGGGGGGGGGGUCGAAAGUGCGUUGUUUCGCGUAUAUAUGUGGUAAAGGGUUAAGAGUAAUGGGUGUACAUAGAAGUUAUCUUUUGUUGCAAGUUAUUUGAAUGACCUCUGUUUCUUAAAGGAGGUAGUAUAUAUGUUGCAUGCUCAAGAUUUUUUUUUAUUGUUAAAGAGUAUGAUAAGAAAUUUAUGGAUAAUUUUCCAUAUUUGAGCCGCGCCAUGACACAACCAAUGUAAUGCAUUUGCGAUCAGCAUGGAUCCCGACCAGCUUGCGCAUCAGCGCAGUCUGAUCAGGAUCCAUGCUGUUUGCUAUCAGUUUCUCUACUUGUAAUAGGGUUUGUAAGCAAACAGCAUGGAUCCUGAUCAGACUGUGCGGAAGCGCAGGCUGGUCUGGAUUCAUGCUGUUUGCAAACGCAUUAGGUUGGUUUGUCAUGGCGCUGCAUAUUUGUUUUUUAAUCUAUUGAAGAUUGAAUAAAAGCUUGUAACAAAUGAAAUAAUUAUAAAACAUAAUACAUAAAAUUUACAUACAAAAUGCAUGAUAUUGUAUAUAAAACAACAACAAAAAUAGACAUUUACAAAAUAAGAAUUGUAGUGAAAAUUGUUUUGUUAAUAUUAUAAAUAUAUGCAUAUAGUUUUAUUGAAAUAAUUUCUUGUGAAAAGAAAUAAACGUUUGUAAAAGUUACCAUUUGAAUUAUUGUUUGUUUUAAAAUAAAUAAACAUUUGUAAAAGUUA
This is a messenger RNA of Ruditapes philippinarum (Manila clam), 3328 nucleotides long. RefSeq lists its product as uncharacterized. Lineage: Eukaryota; Metazoa; Mollusca; Bivalvia; Venerida; Veneridae. Gene Ontology annotation, molecular function: RNA binding. The record is from RefSeq and is a predicted model, not a curated record. The transcript has 7 exons. The coding region runs from base 27 to 803 and encodes 258 amino acids.